Tribolium madens (black flour beetle) is the source of this 15091-nucleotide messenger RNA. RefSeq names its product fat-like cadherin-related tumor suppressor homolog (gene kug). Gene Ontology annotation, cellular component: plasma membrane. Gene Ontology annotation, molecular function: calcium ion binding. Gene Ontology annotation, biological process: homophilic cell-cell adhesion. The record is from RefSeq and is a predicted model, not a curated record. Lineage: Eukaryota; Metazoa; Arthropoda; Insecta; Coleoptera; Tenebrionidae. The transcript is spliced from 25 exons. Bases 234 to 14348 code for a protein of 4704 amino acids.
GAGCAACGUUCAUCUGAAUGUUGUACGAAGUGUGUUCGCGAACUCGUGAGGUGCGUGCAGAAAACUCCGGUUGUUUGUGUUUGUGUUCAGUAAAAUUAAGGAUAUUUCUUAAUUGUCGGAUUAUGUCCAACUGUUAGAAACAACAGAUGAAGAAGUUUACCUUCAACCUAGACGAUAUGCCAACCUUGACGCACCGAAGUAAGUUAAAGAUGCAAUGGCGAUGAGCUGAGAAGAUGUCUCAUAGCGCUAUCGCCUGUUCCCUCCUGGUGGUCGUGCUUACCCAGGUUGUGUCAGAAGGGGCGUUCAGCACCGAAGUCGACUUCCGCUUUUCGAAACCAUUGUACAAUGUCAGCAUUCCGGAGAACAGCGUGGCGAAAACGUACGCAACCCAAGCACCUGGUGCUGAGCGUAUGGGCAUCCACGUGCGGUCGAAUACGCUUAGCGACAUACGAUAUAAGAUAGUAGACGGCGAUCGUGACAAAUUCUUCAAAGCCGAAGAUAGACUUGUAGGUGAUUUCUGUUUUCUGUUUAUAAGGACUCGAACCGGUAAUAAUGAUGUCCUCAAUCGCGAGCGAAAAGACAAAUACGUUUUGCAAGUGCGCGCCACUGCCACGAAACGCGACGGUAAACAAAAGGUGUUUUACACAACGGACGCCACUGUCGUGGUCACGGUUUUAGAUACUAACGAUCUCAAUCCCUUGUUUUAUCCAACGGAGUAUAAUGCCACGGUCUUCGAGGACACGCCCAUUCAUCAGAGCAUCCUGAAAGUAGUGGCCGAGGACGCCGAUCUGGGCCGAAAUGGGGAGAUUUAUUAUAGUUUUGCUGAGGAAACCGACAAGUUCGCAAUUCACCCGAUGUCCGGCGUUAUUUCUCUAAGUAGACCGUUGAGAUACAACGAGGGCACAUAUCACGAACUUACGGUGCUGGGCCAAGACCGGGGGGCGGUUUUCCGACACGGCUCCGGGAUGGUCAGUAAAGCUAAAGUCCGGAUACGAGUUAAGAAAGUCAAUUUUUUUGCACCUGAAAUCCGGAUUAGACAUCACCCUCAAAUUGUCGAAAACUCCAAUGCCGAUAUCUACGCUAUAGUCAAUGUUUCAGAUAAAGACAGUGGUAUUCACGGCGAAAUUAAGAGUUUAGAAAUUGUAGAUGGGGACCCCGAUGGCCACUUUCGUAUCCGUCCAACGAAACAAAAAGGUGAAUUUAAUAUAGAAGUGUUGAAGUUACUUGAUAGGGAGAGCACUCCUCAAGGAUAUACCCUGAAAUUGCGAGCUGUAGACCGCGGAGUUCCACCGAGAGAGAGUUAUAAGUCUGUUCCCGUCCACUUGACGGAUCUAAAUGACAACGCACCCGUAUUUAACAAAGAGAUAUACGAGGUUAAAGUCCCGGAAAUCGCCCCUGUUAAUACUCCUUUAAUAAGACUGAAAGUUACCGAUGCCGAUGAGGGACGAAACGCUCAAGUGUUUUUAGAAAUUGUUGGAGGAAACGAAGGUGGCGAAUUUAAUAUUAAUCCCGAAACGGGAAUGUUGUAUACUGCUGUUCCUUUAGAUGCCGAAAGUAAACAAUUUUACAGCCUUACUGUUUCUGCAAUCGAUCAAGGAAAUGCAGGGACACGAAAACAGUCUUCCGCUAAAGUUAAAAUCUACGUGGAAGACACCAAUGAUAACGAUCCAAUUUUUGAUGAGUCUGAAAAGAUAGUACCGAUAGAUGAGAAUUUGCCAGCUGGUACUUCUGUUACGACAGUCCACGCUAAAGAUCGGGAUCGUGGCGAAAACGCUUACAUUUCGUACUUGAUCGCUAAUAUAAAUAAAGUACCGUUUGAAAUUGACCACUUCUCGGGCAUUAUUAAAACAACAUCUUUGCUCGAUUACGAAAGCAUGCGUCGCGAGUACGUGCUGAGAGUCCGAGCGUCUGAUUGGGGUUUGCCAUACCGUCGCCAGACCGAAAUGCAAUUAACCGUUAAAGUUCAAGACAUAAACGACAACCGACCUCAGUUUGAAAAAGUCGACUGUAUUGGCGUUAUUUCCCGUUCCAUCUCAAUAGGCUCCGAAAUCAUCACAUUGUCAGCUAUCGAUUUCGACUCGGGCAACAUUAUUAGCUACCGAAUCGUCUCAGGAAAUGAAGACGGCUGCUUCAGUAUUGACACCACUUCUGGCACUAUAACAGUAAGUUGUGACUUAAACGAUAUUAGAGUCUCCGAGAGGGAAAUUAAUGUGACUGCAACGGAUGGCACGCACUUUGCCGAUAUAGCUCGAGUACACUUUAAACUUGUUAAUACGAAACGAAAUUCGAUGGCUACUGGAAGACUGCUAAGUGACGAUACGGGUGCUUUUGAGUGCAAGGACACGGGAGUUGCCAGAAGGUUAACGGAAGUGUUAGCCGCGGCUGAGAAUAAUAAUAAACCACCAACUGAAGAAGAAUUUCCAAUGAUGCCUACACGGUACGGUCAAAACCUAAAAUCGCCUGAAUUUAUCGAUUUCCCUGCUGAAAUCAAAGUUAACGAAUCGGUGGCUCUCGGAACAACUCUAGUCAAACUUAAAGCGCGAGAUAGGGAUUUGGGAUACAACGGCAAACUUAUUUACGGUAUUUCAGGAGGAGACAAACAUUCACAGUUUUGCGUAGACAUGGAUACCGGUGAGUUGAAAGUAAUUGGAUAUCUUGAUCGAGAGCGCGACAGUGAAUAUUUUUUAAAUAUUACACUGUACGACCUGGGGAAACCUCAAAAAUCAGCGUCGAGGAUGCUUCCAAUUACCGUUCUUGACGUUAACGACAACGCUCCUGUUUUCGAGCGCUCUUUGGCCAGUUUCCGUGUAACUGAAAACGCGUUAAACGGAACGGCAAUCUUCAGAGCUAACGCAACAGAUGCAGAUGCUGGUGAUAACGCUAAAGUGACUUAUUCUUUGAUCACCGAUACUCGAGAUUUUUCGGUUGAUCGAGUGACCGGUGUUUUGACCGUAUCGAACACUUUGGACAGGGAGCGACAAGACCUCUACGAACUGCGAAUCCGCGCCACCGACAGCGGCGGCAAAGGCCCGGAUAAUCCACCUUUGUAUUCCGAAGCCUUGGUCCGAAUAUCAAUCGACGAUAUCAACGACAAUGCCCCCAAAUUCAGUUUACCCUCUUACACCGUCAAGAUACGGGAGGAUAUUCCAAAAGGAAGCGUCGUUGCUGUGGUUACAGCGUCGGACCCGGACCUCGGCACCGACGGCGAAGUGGUUUAUUUCUUAGAAGACAGCGAUAGUGACGGAACAUUUAAAAUCGAUCGUUUAUCGGGGACUAUUCGGACCACAAAGCCGCUCGAUUUCGAGGAGCGACAAGUGCACAGUCUGAUCGCUUUCGCCAGUGACAAGGGCAACCCCUCGUUGUCGUCCGAAGCGAGUGUGACGAUAUACGUGGUGGAUGUUAAUGAGAAUAUGCACGCACCGCAGUUUAGUGAUAUGGUGUUGAACGGAACGGUAAAGGAAAAUCAGCCGAUGGGGACGGUCGUGAUGCAGGUCAAUGCGACCGAUGUCGAUCCGCCAGGGGGUGAUAGUAAUAUCGAGUACAGCAUCAGAGGGGGAGACGGCAUCGGGAUCUUCUCAAUCGAUAAUGAAGGAAUCAUCAGGACUUUAGCUGUCCUUGACAUCGAGACGAAAAGUCAUUUUUGGCUCACUGUUUUCGCACAGGAUCAUGGAGUUGUCCCUUUGUACUCCAGUGUUGAGGUAUACAUAGAAGUUCUAAAUGAAAACGACAACGUUCCACUAAGUGAUGAAGCGGUUUACUAUCCUACAAUCCUUGAAGAUAGUCCAGCCGGAAGCUCGGUCCUUCAAAUACGAGCCAGCGACAAGGACAAGGACCCUAAUCAGAAAAUAACAUACAAAAUUACUUCGGGAAGUCCAGAGAGGUUCUUUUCCAUAAAUUCUUCAACAGGUCUUAUCACAACAACUUCAAGGAAACUAGACAGAGAGACUCUCGACGAGCACAUUUUAGAGGUUCAAAUAAGUGAUAAUGGGAGUCCUCCAUUGUCGUCAACGACAUACGUUUUUGUCAAAAUCGACGAUAUCAACGACAACGCGCCGGAAUUCGAGCAGAUUUCUUACAACGUUCAAAUACCUGCGAGCGCCGAUUUCAAUCAAGCUGUCUUUCAGAAUGACAGCCCAGAUGAUUUCGACGGCGCCGACGCCGCUACUGACGAUGAUAUGUGGGAUUCACAUAGUCCUGCAGAUCUUGCAGACCUCGAUCGGGUUUUCCGGGUUCUAGCUUUUGAUCGAGACUCCGGUCCAAACUCCGAGCUCCACUACAGCAUAAAAUCGGGCAAAGGCAAAUCAAAAUUUAAAAUAGACAAUACAACCGGAAUGGUAUACGCGCAGAAGGGUUUCGAGCCCAAUCAAGAAUACGAGUUAAACAUAAAAGCAACCGACGGUGGAAACACCUCAAAGAGCAGCAUCUGUAAAGUGUCGGUUCACGUUAUUUCAGUGCCUUUAAAAUCGAAACAUCCUCCUGUUAUUCUGAAGCCUCCUCAAGCCGUCAAGUUGACGGAAGGUGACGAAAUCGGCUUUUUAGUUGCCUUAAUCGAAGCUCACGACAAAGAUAACGACACUUUGUGGUAUGAUAUCGUUGGUGGCGACCCCGGAAACGACUUUUACAUUGGCAAAGAGACCGGAAAUAUCCUCUUAGCACAAAAGCUCGACUACGAAACUCAGAACGAGUACAGUCUCAAUAUAAGCGUCAGCGAUUCUGUACACACUGUUUACACGCAGUUGAAUGUAUCAGUAAUUGAUAUAAACGACCACAGGCCUGAAUUUUCUGAAUCAACAUACAAAGUUGAAAUUUCUGAAGCCGUGCCUGUGAACACAGAAAUCCUCCGGUUACGAGCCUCCGACAAAGAUGAUGAUAGCAAGCUCAUAUACAGUCUGUACUCGGCUCGAAACAUAAUCUCGUUACAAACAUUUAAAGUUGAUUCCAUUACUGGAGUCAUCUAUUUAACCGAUAAUUUAGAUCGGGAGAGCUUAGACGAGCAUAUUUUGACCGUUAUGGUCCGAGAUGGGGGAACCCCAGCCAAGAGAAAUUACGCCAGGGUCAGAAUUAUCGUACACGAUCACAACGAUCAUGUGCCACACUUUUCAGAGCAAAUUUUAGUCGGGAAAGUGUACGAAUCGGCCGUGGUCGGAAGUGCAGUACUGCGAGCUUUUGCCGUCGACCAUGAUAAGGGCGAAAAUGCCCGAAUUACCUAUUCCAUAGUGUCCGGUAACUUCGGGAAUGUUUUCGCCAUUGAUCCUGAGCUUGGCAUAAUAUCAGUGGCUCGCGAAUUGGAUAUGACAACAAAUUCGGAGUAUAUGCUCAGAAUCAAGGCUGUAGAUCACGGCCAACCGGCCUUAUUUUCAACGGUACCAGCCCAUAUUAUGCUAACAAUGGCCGAUAAUGCCCCUCCACGGUUCACAAGGAAGGAGAUAGCUGCAGAAAUUUACGAAGAUCAGCCUUUGGGUAGUUACGUAGCUCACUUGAGUGUAAGAAGUACCUCAUCACUACAGUUUGAAAUUAUUGAUGGUAACACUGAUGGUGCUUUCCUCAUCAGUCCAAGUACCGGUGUUAUCACAACGCAAAAGUACUUAGACUACGAAAUUAACAAGUUUUACAACCUAACUGUAAUAACCACAAAUAUGGCUUCUGCUUCUGCCACUUGUAACGUUAUCAUCCACAUUUUGGAUAAGAAUGAUAACGUUCCGAGGUUCCUACAGGCGAAUUAUUCUGGUACUAUUAGUGAAGCGGCUCCCAUAAGUUCGUUGAUAUUAACAAACACGAGUGAACCUCUAGUCAUUAAAGCCUUUGAUGCUGAUUCAGAAAUGAAUGCGCUUUUGCAUUACGAUAUUAUCGAUAUUUUGCCAAGAAGGUACUUCCAAAUUGAUUCGACAACUGGUGCUAUUCGAACGAUUCGACUCUUGGACCAUGAAACCUAUGACAAGUUCACGUUUCAUGUGCAAGUUUCUGAUUUAGGGAAUCCGAAAUUAACAUCAGAAACGACUGCAAGAGUUGACAUUGUUGUUACCGAUGUUAACGAUUGUCCUCCUAAAUUCUCACAAUCUGUAUACAACGUCACUUUACUUCUUCCAACAUACAAAAACGUAGCUGUCAUCCAAGUCAAUGCUACAGACCCCGAUAGUUCCGAAAGUACUAAAUUGAGGUUUGAUAUAAUCGAAGGUAACAAACUCGGGAUUUUUGGUAUCGAUUCCUCGACUGGUCUAAUAACGGUCCUGCAACCUGACAACAUGAAACAUUUCUACAAACUACACGUCCGUGUUUCUGAUGGAAAGUUUUCAAGUGUGACCAAAGUUUUGAUUCGUGUGGAAGAAUCGGAUAAUUCUGGUCUUGUCUUCCAGAAGCCUCUCUACGAAGGGUCAAUCAUCGAAAAUUCAACCAAAAUAACAACAGUUUGUGUAGUGAACGUUCUCGGGAGUGCCUUAAACGAAUAUUUAGAAUUUAAAAUUCUCAAUCCGACGAAAAUGUUUACGAUCGGGCUUACCUCUGGCGUGAUUCGGACAACCGGAAUAAAGUUCGAUCGAGAGGUUCAAGAUAAAUACGAGCUUAUUAUCGAAGCACGUAGUCAUUAUUCCGAUCGGGAGAAGCCUCGAGUUGCUCACGUUAUUGUUAAAGUGACAAUAUUGGACGUUAACGAUAAUUGUCCAAUGUUUGUGAAUUUGCCCUACUACGCCGUCGUUUCCGUCGAUGAUGAAAAGGGAAGUAUCAUCGCAAAAGUGCACGCUAUAGAUUUAGACAGUGCAGAAAACGGCGAAGUUCGUUACGAACUAAUCAAGGGCCACGGCGAAUUGUUCAAGGUUCAAAGGGAGAGCGGCGAUAUUGAAAUCAAACAGAAUUUGGAAGGCCACAAUAGGGAAUACGAGCUGUUGAUUGCAGCUUACGAUAAAGGAAUCACACCUUGUCGCACCGACGUGACCGUUCAUGUAAAAGUGAUUGAUCGGUCAAUGCCAGUGUUUAAAAAACAGUUUUAUUCAGAAGUGGUGCCCGAAAAUGUUGAACUGCAUUCACCCCUUUCGAUUUCCAUCGAAGCCGAAUCGCCGCUAUCGAGAAAACUGAUUUACAGUAUCGUCAAAGGGAACGAACUCGAGGAAUUUGCGCUGGAUUUUAACACAGCCCCCGACAGUAACAAUGGUCCCUGUGUUAUUUCGGUCGUGGACGAACUCGACUUCGAACAACAACCACAAUACGAGCUUCUAAUUCGUGCCACUGAUUCAGUUUCUGGUGUUUAUGCCGAAGUUCCCGUUUCAAUAGUGUUACAAGACGUCAACGAUUGUCCUCCAGAAUUCACUCAAGAGAAUUAUAAUGUGUCGAUAUCGGAAGCAGCACAGUUCGGUACUCCCGUUCUCACAGUCAUCGCGAACGAUAACGAUACUGGAAUUAACAAGAAAAUCAGUUAUUCGAUUCAAAACGACAGUAACAACUCAAGCGAAUAUUUUUACAUCGAUGAAAACGAAGGAGUGGUUUAUUUGAAACAAUCUCUAGACCAUGAGGAAGCAAGUUCGCAUCAUUUUAUUGUCGUAGCUAAAGAUUUAGGCGUUCCGAGUCUCUCAAGCACUGCACAUGUUUGGCUUACAGUUUUGGACAUGAACGACAACCCUCCAAAAUUCGAGCAAACUUCAUACAGCUGUUGUCUUUUAAUAAACGCAAAUAGAGACCAAUUUGUCACAAUCGUGAAAGCAAGUGACCCUGACGAAGUUGAUCAGAACAGUCUUCGUUAUACCAUCGUUGCUGGAAACGAACAACAAACGUUCUCGAUGAAUCCGGAAACUGGAAUAAUCACACUAACGAACUUGGCGAAUUUCGGGAAUGAAAAUACAAUGAUACUGAACGUUUCCGUCUCUGAUGGUGUUUAUACAAAUUUUGCAAGAUUGAAAGUGGAGCUCUUACCGGCGAAUUUACAUGAACCGAAAUUCGACAAAUUUAUAGUCGAUGUUCAAGUGCCGGAAAAUCAACCAAGUGGUUUUCCGGUGACGGUGGUCAAAGCAACAGAUAAGGAUUUUGGAGAGUUUGGCACAGUGACCUAUUCGAUUCACUCGGAACUUUUAAGUGAAAUUUUCAAAAUUGACAAAACCACAGGGAAAUUAACGACGAAAGUUCGACUUGACCGAGAAAAACAGAAGAUGUAUGAGGUUUUAAUUAUGGCAACUGAUGGCGGUGGAAAAUCAGGUUUUAUCACAGUGCGAAUCAAAGUCGCUGACGAGAAUGACAACGCUCCUUAUUUCCUCCUCAAAGAGUACCAAACCAGCAUUCAUUACAAUUAUAGUCUCAAUGUUCCGUUUUUGAGAGUUAAAGCUGUAGACCCUGACGAGGGGCUUGCGGCCCAAAUCAAAUACCAAAUUUACGAGAAAAAAACCUCUGAGGUUAUAGAAAUUUUCCAAAUUAACCCGGACACGGGCGACCUCUUGCUGAAAAGAGACACAACUUCGUGGAUUGGUGAAGUAUUUCAGUUUUUUGUCAGAGCAACUGACAAAGGCCAACAAGAAAAACAUUCGGACGUUCCAGUCAAUAUUUUAAUAAUGGGACCAAAAGACUUUCCUCCUGUUUUCGAAAGGAAAGACGAGAAGUAUUUCCUAUCAGAAAAUUCUCCUGCCGGGACCAUCAUUACGAAAUUAAAAAUGGCAUCAAACGUGAGCGCCACGUAUCAAAUCAUCUCGGAACUUGACGAAAAGCCUCAGUUUGAAAUCGACAAUCAGGGUCAAGUUAUCUUGGCCAAACCUCUCGAUUAUGAGACACAAGACUCGCACCUAAUUGGUAUUUUGGCCCUGUCGGAUUCAAGUCCACCAAUGACGGCUCUAGCUGAAGUAACAUUGAAAGUUCUAGAUGAAAAUGACCACGCUCCUCAGUUCGAAAGUAGUCCUUAUAUUAUCUAUCUGGCCGAAAAUACGGAAGAAGGGACUUCGAUUUUGAAAGUUGUGGCCCACGACGAGGAUCAAGGUGCCAACAGUGAAGUCCGGUAUAGUUUCAGCCAUGAUUUAGGCGACAUGAUGAAUAUUUUUGCCAUCGAUUCUCACACUGGCUGGAUUAGUACUUUGGUUAAACUCGAUAAAGAGGCCAAAAUGGAGUACAAGUUUUACGUAACUGCGACUGAUAAUGGCACUCCGAAACACUCAGCAAGGACUACAGUGAUAAUUCGUUUGAAAGACUACAAUGACAGUCCAACACUGUUCAAGAAACGAUUUUACGAAAGUUCAGUUAAUGAAGACGCUCUUCCUGGGACAGUACUCUUAACUUUGGACACAGUUGAUGCUGAUAGUGAUUUGACAACUCCGGUUGAGUUUUAUAUAAUUUCGGGUGACCCAAGCUCGCAGUUUCAAAUACGCCAAACUGGGGAAAUAUACGUUGCUAAAGGCCUCGAUCGGGAGAAAGUACCACAUUAUGACUUGCAAGUUCUCGUGACUGAUGGUAUGUUCACGGAUGUUACCAAUGUUUCCAUCAGUAUUCUGGACGCUAAUGACAAUCCACCAUAUUGUCUUCAGUACCGCUACAGACAGGUACUCUCCGAGGGUAUUUUACCCGGAUCAUUUGUUUUGUCAGUGCUGGCAACUGAUAAUGAUGGUCCUGAGCAUUCGAAACUGAGAUAUAUUUUAUCUGGCGACGGUAUGGAUAAUUUCCUAUUGGAUAAAGACAGCGGCCAUCUUAAAACUGUAACUUACUUGGAUCGAGAGAAGCAAUCAAAAUAUACUUUAACGGCAUAUGUCCAUGAUAAGGAAAGGUUAAGUUGGAAGUGUUCGUCACAAAUUGAAUUAAUCAUUUCUGAUCUUAAUGACAAUCCGCCGGUGUUUUUGUUACCUUUUUAUUCCGUGUCUUUACCUGAAGAUGUCGAAGUUGGGACUUUAGUCACGAAAAUCCACGCCACUGAUGCCGACAUUGGUAUAAACAGGAAAAUCAAAUACGCAUUUAUUGAUUCAUUCAACAAUCAUUUUAAAAUGUCAUCUGAUAGUGGUAUAGUGACUCUAGCUAAGCCUUUAGACCGUGAAAUCCGCGCCGUUUACAACUUGACAGUUCAAGCUGUGGAUCAGGGGACUCCCCAAUUGUCUAGCGUGAGCACCUUGACAGUGAACGUUCAAGACAUAAACGACAAUCCCCCGGAAUUCGCCAACAAAUAUUACUUCGCGGUCGUACCGGAAAUCGAUGCUGUGGGUACGGAAGUCGUUAAAGUUCUUGCAACAAGUAAAGACACCGGUGUGAACGCCGAUGUCACUUAUUCAAUAAUCGGAGGAAACGAGCACAAGAAAUUUGCAAUUAACAACAAGACGGGCGUUAUAUCGAUCGCCGAUAUGUUAGACUACGAGAGGGCCAAAGACUAUUUCCUUACUAUUCAAGCCGUCGACGGAGGAAUCCCACCUCUCAGUAACGUCGCAACGGUGAAUAUCACUGUAACGGAUUGUAACGAUAAUGCUCCAGUCUUCAGCCAGCUGUCCUACAGCGCCCGGAUUCGAGAAGAUGCUCAAAUUGGCGAUAAGAUCCUCCAGGUGAUCGCCACCGAUCUCGACAGCGACCGCAACGGCAAAGUCACUUAUUCCAUAAUUCGUGGCGACGAUCGCGAACAAUUUGAGGUCGAUCCAGAUUCCGGAUACAUUUCAGUCGCUGAAGAACUUGACCGAGAAACUACAUCUAACUAUGUCCUCGAAGUUUUGGCGAGAGACAACGGAGUUCCGGUACUCUCCCGCCAAACUUUAGUCAACAUUGAAAUUUCGGACGCCAAUGAUAACCCUCCUAUUUUCUCCCAAACGAACUAUACUACAGUCAUUCAAGAAGACAAACCGAUUGGUUAUCCCAUCAUCCAGUUUAAAAUCACCGACGCGGACACGGCUCCAAACACGGAACCUUAUACUUUCGAUAUCCGGCGUGGCAACGAGGGGAAUAGUUUCCGUUUAGAGGAAGACGGGGUACUUCGAACCGCCACAAAAUUCAGUCACAAGAUCCAAGAUUACUAUUUGUUGCAAAUUAGAGUGUUUGAUAAUGGCAUACCGCCGCUAUUUUCCGAUGCUUGGGUCGUGGUUAAGGUCAUCGAAGAGUCGCAGUAUCCUCCAAUUAUCACUCCGCUUGAAAUCAACAUUAAUUCGUACUUGGAUGAAUACCCUGGAGGUGUCAUUGGGAAAGUUUAUGCCAACGAUCAAGACCAGUACGACACUUUAACAUACUCUCUAUCACCAACAGUGGGUAUUGCGUAUCCGACACAUGAGUUGUUCCAAAUUAACCGAACCGAUGGUACUUUAACCGCGUUACCACGACUCGACGUUGGUGAUUAUAGACUCAACGUAACCGUGACUGAUGGCAAAUUCCACACACAUUCGAUCGUCAAAAUCAACAUUGAAGUCAUAACUGAAGAAAUGUUGGAAAAUUCAGUCGCCAUCAGAUUCCGACAAGUCAGUCCAGAAGUGUUUGUUUUGAGCCACCGGAAGGGUUUUGUCCGAGCUGUCAGAAACGCGAUGAACUGUCGACUCAAAGACGUGAUUAUUAUCAGCGUCCAACCGUCAAGUGAUGAUGACAUUUCCCUCAGGUCGAAGCGAUAUAUCGUCAAUAAAGAUUUGGAUGUCCUCUUCACGGUCAGAAAACCGGACGAAGGCUUUUUUUCUUCUGAAUCCAUCAAGAAGGCUCUGAACGACAAUUUCGAAGAAUUGGAAGAAAGUACCAAACUCGUAGUUGAAGAAAUCAUCAGAUUCAAGUGCAGCAACACCUACUGUACCUUUGGAGUGUGCCAAGACCACUAUAUGCUAGACCCUGGUCGUGUAGACCCCGUUGCAACUGACGUCACAAGUUUUGUUUCCCCUUACCACCGCCAAAAACUCGAAUGUGUGUGCAAGGAAGGCUACGGUGGGGAGAAGUGCGAUACCAUCGUCAAUGAAUGUGCCCGUGAGCCUUGCCCUCCUUACAAAAACUGUGUCCCUGAUGCGUCCUCAGCUGGGUACUCUUGUCAAUGUCCCGAAGGUUUUGCUGGUGCUAUGUGUGACGUCGACAUUUCUAAAUGCCACGACCAGAAUUGCUACAUCGCGAGGAACCCCAUUUCGUUCAGUGGGAAGAGUUAUUCCCAGUAUAGAAUUAUAAACAAAAAGUCGAUCGAGGAUCAGUUGAGUUUGAGUUUAAGGAUUCGAACGGUGCAACCGACUGGGAAUCUGAUGUACGCCGCUGGGAAAGUCGAUUACAACAUUCUUGAAAUUGUGAAUGGUGCGGUUCAGUACCGGUUUGAACUUGGAAGCGGUGAGGGAAUUGUGAGGGAAUCUUCAGUGUACAUUUCAGACGGACGAUGGCACGAAGUUAAACUUGAACGCGACAGAAACAGUGCCAAAAUCACAGUCGACGGGUUACACACCGCGCAGGGCUCCGCCCCCGGAAUUUCCGAUAUCCUCAAUUUACAAAGUGACGAAAUGUAUCUCGGAGCUGAGGUGCACCAACACCCAUCUAUUUUGGGUUUUGAGGACAUCCAGCGUGGUUUCUCGGGAUGCAUGGACGACAUCCGCAUCUCACGAAUGUCAGUACCUUUGCACAAAUCCGGUGAUAACUCAGUCGCAGUUCUUAAACGUUUUGCCAACGUUGAAUUUAGUUGUGAUGUCAACAAUGUCUUAAUACCACCAGGCCCGUGUGGGUCUCAACCAUGCAUGAAUGGUGGUACUUGUCAUGAAACAACGACGGGUUAUGAGUGUAGUUGUCACACGCGAUUCACGGGAACUCUCUGCGAGUUAGAUAUGGAUCCUUGUGCGUCAGCUCCUUGUCUCAAUGGCGGUAAAUGUAUUUCUACAGUUCCGGGUGAUUACUCGUGUGAGUGUUUGUUCCGGUUGUCGGGAAAACGUUGCGAGUACGGAAAGUACUGUUCACCGAAUCCAUGCAAACAUGGCGGAGUGUGUGAGGAAGGGGAUGACCGAGCUUUGUGCAAAUGUCGGGCUUUCGUUGGCGAUUUCUGCGAGUUUGAUUUGAACGAAUGCGAGUCCUCACCGUGUCAAAAUGGCGGCACUUGUUUCAACGAUGUUGGAUCGUUCCAUUGCAUCUGUCCCCAAAACACAACAGGACCCUACUGUGGUAGCCAACUACACUCCACUUCUAUCACUUCAAGUAUCUACAAUAUCACCUGGGAGGAACUCGUGGCAAUUGCCGUGGGCAUCGUACUUAUUCUCCUUUUGGUGAUCCUCUUCAUCAUCUGUCGCAGAUGCUACACCAAACGUGCAAGACGUCGCAGAAAUAUUAACAAUGAGAACAUAAAAGACCACAUCGUGUUAAACUCGACGAGGCCUCAUGAGAUGAGCGAGUUUAAGAGAGGUUCAAAACUGAGUAAUUUAGAAGUGAAUCAGAGGGAGAUUCCCGUUUGUCCGCCACGGCCAGUCUCGUAUACAGCCACCAGUCAAAAUGAUGCCUUGUAUAAUUGUAAUAAUACGACCAUGAUGUUGAAUAAUUUAGAUACGUUGAGAAGUUACGGAUCGGCUGGGGAUGAACUUGAGAACGUUCCACCAGAUUAUGUGCGAAAUUUGAAUAGGAAUACGGGGCAAAAUUGUGUCUCAAAUCAUUGCGAGCCGGAGAAGACCACCUGGGCUGAACAGAUGCAUCUAGCGUCGAGUUUGAACGAUAAAUCCAAAGUCAAAAAUGACUACAAAAUAUCAAGUCCAGUUAAUUGUGAUGUUCCAAACAGACUGUAUGGAGGACGAAGUAAUACUAUGAACUAUGUCAAGUCGAACGGCUCGGUGUGUCCGGAAGAGGACCAACGUUCCGUUGGAAGUUAUCAUUGGGACUGCUCAGAUUGGGCGCGUCAUAGCCAAACACUGCCUAACAUAACGGAGGUACCAGGCAGUGAAAUACCUGAUUCCUCCAGCUUUCAUAGUAAUGAGAGUAACGAAUCUCGUUGCCACCAUCUUCCUCCGGUGCUGGGCCCACUUGACCCACAUCGAGACAUUGAGACACUCAAUGAAGAUGCCGAAUCGGAAUUCAUGGCUGACACUGAAUACGAUGUGCAUGGGGCGAGCCCCAGUCUCAAUGCUCUCGAUAGUGGAAACGAAGAAUUUCGAUUUACCACAGCGGAUAGCUAUAUACGUCAUCCCAACUCAUACCUUCCUAGCCAUGGGUACAAUAUUCCUAGCGAGUCGGAAGGCGAGUGUUUGCAAAGUCCCGGUGCAGAAUCGGACGAUGUUGAACCAUACGGCUUUCCCAGCAAUCGCAACCGAAGGAAAAACUGUGAUGAUGACAUUGGAUCUGUGAUUACGACUCUAGAGGAGAGGAAUUCUCUUUUGGGUGGUUAUGGGAGUAACAGCGACUUAUCGACAAAUUUGUGCGAAAUAGAAGACUCGGAAUGCGAAGCUGAACACAAGCCGUUGAAUUAUCUAGGAGGUGUUCAACAGACUUCGGUUUGACACGGAACCAAGUCGGGUCUUAUCAAGACUCGUUUUCCGGGAUAAUGUAGUAUUACUGUUGUACCUAUGAACUCCCGUAUAGCUUGAUGACUUAUAUGGCUUACUACUUGUACAGGUCGAUUAUUUUUCGUUUGGGACUUUUCGGAAUUGAGGAAGGUUGUUCGAAUGAUUUAUCAGCGUUUUGCAUAUCAAUAUUUUGUACAUACAAGAAAGAAUAUUUUUUAUAACAUUGGUUGAUUAUCACUAAUUUCAAUCGAGAAAAUCAUAAGUUUGAGGAAUCCCAGGAUGGAUUUUGACAGUUACUACUAGCCUGGACUUGCCAGGGAUUCGCUCCUAAUUAUGCAAUCGUGUAAUUUAAUAUUUUUUUUGUAUAAUAUAGUAAAGAAUUAUUUAAAGUAGGAAAUAAAAAUGUGCCUAAUGAUUUUGGGAGCUGAAAACAAAACUGACGGCAGCUCUAUUUUAAAAACUCACUAUUUAGGAAUAGUUUUUAUUUAAAAAAUAAUGUUACAAGACUCUGAUAUGACGUAACGAUAGUUGUAUUUUUUAUGUUUGGACAUUCUUUUUUAUACAUUGUGUAUGCAUGUGAUAUAAUGUUUAAUUCAGUUUGUGUGUCCCAUUUUAAUUCGAAUUUGUUUGCUAUAUGGUUUACAUAGGAAAUUGAAAUUUAUACCACGAGAACAAAUUUAUUACCAUUAUGAAAUAGAUUACGUAAUUUUUUAAAUAAAAUUUGAUAACAAAAAGCA